CUGUCAAAGUCAGAUGUCCACCGACAGAGUACUGUCAGUAUUAUAAAAAAACGAAUAUGAAAUUAGCGAUAUACUAAUUAGAUUAUAAUAACAGGAAUUAUGUUCUAAUAAUUUUGAAAAGUGUAUCAAAUAGUCAAAUAUGUUCUCUCCGACGGGUCAACGAGUCUUACAUAAGUGCCUCAAAAUUUUGAGGUUAACUUUUGUUGAUUAUAGCAGUUUGCCCGAUUUGAAUAAGUUAAAUAUUGUCAGAACUGUGGAAAAGACAAUAGAUAACAAAGCUUCUGAGAUCUUUGUGGAAAGCCCCAUUCAUGUGAAAGUGCAGCCAAUUGACGUCAACGACAUAAAAGCCCACGACAAGCUGACUAUGAUAUUGUAUAGUAAAGGCAAAGAUACAGGUGAUUUUCAAGUAAAACAAUCUUCUAAGCGCCUUGAGCUGCUAAAUAAAAAUAAGUCUUCAGACAGAGAUGACGUCUGCCUGAUACAUGUUCCAUAUCAAUUAAAAGUUCAUGUUACUACCACUGACAAUGCUUCAGUGCAUCUGGCCAAAUUAGAAGGAGAGGAGUUUGUGGUGAAGACUCAGAAAGGAACAGUAAAUGUCGCGGAUCUAAAGGCACAGAAUAUUAGAGUGGAGAGUGUGCAGGGUCAGAUCAAGACAGAAGGCAGACUGGUAGCAAGCAAUAUAGAAUUGAAAACAGGCAAGGAUGCAGUAAUUGAUUGCAACAAUGUUAUGGCAAAUUCUUUCUCCGUCACGUCUCACGCCGGCUCCAUCAGCGUCAAGUCCUGUUACAGUGACAAGUCCCACUUCACAACUGCUAUGGGUAAUAUAUCAUUGGACCAUCUCCAUAGGGCCGUGACCAUAGAUGUGAUACAGCAAGGAAAUCUGCGCAUCACAGGUUUCUCGGGUAACCUGCAAGCUUCCUUAAAGAGUGGAGAAGUAUUUAUGCAUGCUUCCCAGUUGAUAGACAAAAGCAGUAUUUUCAUACAUGAAAAGGGAAAAGUUGAGUUACUAAUUCAUGACAUUCUUAAGAAUUUGCCAGCCACAAAUCUAAUAGCAGAUAGAAUAACAGUAGAUGAGAAAAUAAUGAAGCUGGGACGGUUCAUGGAUGACUCCCACCCAAAGCGGUUCAGGUUUGAGGGAGAGCCACAUAAUGAAUUGCACAUAGUCUGUAAGAAUGGCUCAAUUGAUUUGAAGGAAACUAACUUACCAUUUAUUUUAUAAUUGUAAUUUAAUAGUAAAUUU
Messenger RNA from Cydia amplana, 1240 nucleotides. RefSeq lists its product as uncharacterized. The coding region runs from base 140 to 1219 and encodes 359 amino acids. The transcript has a single exon. Lineage: Eukaryota; Metazoa; Arthropoda; Insecta; Lepidoptera; Tortricidae. The record is from RefSeq and is a predicted model, not a curated record.